This is a messenger RNA of Durusdinium trenchii, 486 nucleotides long. The record is from the annotation of a GenBank genome assembly. Lineage: Eukaryota; Dinophyceae; Suessiales; Symbiodiniaceae.
AUGUCGGAGGAUGGUGCUUCUGGCGUUCUUGACCCAUGUGAGCCUAGAGCUCUGCGGUUUUGUUGGCUCUUGGACCGCCAAAAUGACAGCGAGAAAGCACAGCCAACGAGCGUGGGGGUCCAUGCGGUUGACCCAGCCGCAGCCGCAGCGUUGGGUUCUGUGUCAUCUGCAAUGAGCAUUUUUGAUUUCGUGGGUAAGCGGAUGGCAUGGUUUGAGACACAAUUUGCCGAAGUCCCACUGCUGGCAAGGCUGUCGCCAGCCACAAAAGUCAAAGAUCAUGCCGAGAGAUUGCUGAACGUGAUGCGGUCACAGCAAACCAUCAUCCCGCAAGUAGUAGAACUACCUGAACAGCCAGUCGAAGGUACUGGCUUCCAGCGGUUGAUGAUAACAGUGUUGAACGAAAACCGAACAGGUGGUCUCUCUGCUGUGCAUGCCGAGCCGGGGGUCGGCAAGUCUGUCGCCGCAGCACUGGCACUUCGGAAUUGA